AUGGAUGAAUAUCAGAUGCAUGUUCCUUGUUCAACAGAACUUGAGCCCAAGGCGGUUGAGGUCGUCUACCUGGACUCAAUUGUAGACAACGGUAUACUCCCGCUUCAGUCGACUGAACCCAAGCAGAAAAGCAUUCACAUUCACGCCUCGCAGGCUAGCCCCAUAUGCCCGCGGAUGGGAAGAUCCCCAUGA
Penicillium manginii is the source of this 192-nucleotide messenger RNA. RefSeq lists its product as uncharacterized. The record is from RefSeq and is a predicted model, not a curated record. The transcript is spliced from 2 exons. The coding region runs from base 1 to 192 and encodes 63 amino acids. Lineage: Eukaryota; Fungi; Ascomycota; Eurotiomycetes; Eurotiales; Aspergillaceae.